Molecule: messenger RNA, 1798 nt
Organism: Glycine soja
Lineage: Eukaryota; Viridiplantae; Streptophyta; Magnoliopsida; Fabales; Fabaceae
Product: CST complex subunit TEN1-like
Exons: 6
Coding region: 1011-1391 (126 amino acids)
Biological process (GO): negative regulation of telomere maintenance via telomerase
Cellular component (GO): CST complex
Molecular function (GO): single-stranded DNA binding; telomeric repeat DNA binding; telomerase inhibitor activity
Source: RefSeq, a predicted model, not a curated record
GAGUUAGUGAAAUAUUCAGCCAAAAGGGUCGAAGCAAAUCGUCUUAUCUUCCUUUCCCUCGCCUCGCCUCGCCUCCCUUCUCAAGAGUGGAGCUCUCGUCCUGUGUAUCUCACUGGAGCUCUGUGGCCCCUCUCACGGUCUUCGCUAUCCAAAUCUCUGAACGAUUCAACGACGCCGUCUUUGAGAAUCGCGAUUUGACGCUUUAUUACGUGAUUCUCCCUCCUUUCUGCCAUUAACUUCAUUAUCGGGUUUCUUCAAAGCGCAAGUUCUUUCAGCUAAACGAUUGAAGGCCGUUAGCCAUUAAAAAAGACCGAAUCGUUAAAAAUGGGAAUAUUUGGGACUUGAUAAGUGGAGUCUUGCAUUUGAUGCCAAGCAUGGGAGAUGUAGAGAAAGUGUGUUAGGUGAAAGGGUGAGUGUCUCAAGCAAAAAAUCUUGACAUUUUUGGAUCAACUGGAUGAGAGAAUGAGGAUAGUAGAUGUUGGUUGCUUGCACAUUGGGCCUAGCAGUACUUGUGAAGUAUUGCAGGAUUGCAUGAGUUGAGUAGUCUUCAAGAUUCACUCGAGGUUGCUUCUCUUCCGCCAUGAGUGGUGUCUCCUCCAAGAUAAGAGAGCAAGGAGGGAGCGAAACUGGUUGAGGUUGAAGAGAAGAAGACUCUCCUUGUCUAGCUUGCCUUUCUUGGUGCUUUUGUUUCUUCCUUUUUGAAUUGUAUUUUUUGCAAGUCUUUUCAAUCUCCGGAUCACAUGGAACUGAUUUCCCUCUUCAAGCUUUACCUCGCAUACAAGAAACAAUAGAUACUAGAAGCACAAGUUAGAACAAAGAGACAAGAAUUGAAAGCUAGAAUUUUAAAGAUAAAGAAUGAAAGGCCUAAAUAUGGUCACACAAAUGAUUGGGCACGAGGAACAAAGUCUCUGACAACGGCGUCAAAAACUUGUUAACCGAUUGACAAGUGAACCAAAUCACGCAAGUAGUAAUAAAAUGGCAAAAGUGGAAGUUUUGUUUGGUAUCAGGUGAUGGCAUCUUUGGAAAUAAAAUCUGGUGCAUUGGUUUCUUUACAAGACCUGCGCCCAUCUUCUCCUUUUUUUAAGCAAGGUGCUUCACUCAGAAUAACUGGAAAGUUGCACGAAUACUCUAUAGAGACAGGCCUAGCAACAAUUAUCGAUGGUGAUGACAUUCUAAAAGUUAGUACCAAACAUCUGAGGGACCUUACUUUUCAAGUUGGCUCUGUCUACCAAUUCAUUGGUGAACUCCUUAUCCAACCUGACAAUGAGGGAGUUUUGCAAGCACGUGUUGGUAGAAACGUUGAUGGGAUUGAUCUCAAUCUUUAUCAUCAAUCUCUGCUGCUUUUAAGACAGUUUCAAACCAAUCAUUUAAACAAUCCAGCAACAAUGUAGGAGUAUUUGAACACAGAAGUCGUCAUGCUAAUAUAAAAAUACACUUCUCUCUGUUUUUCCCAUAAAGACGGUGUUCUGCACUCUACAGUGUUCAUUGUGUAAACAGAGUCUUAACAAUGUUAAGAUUUCAUUUUAUUUUAUUCUCACUUUAUUUGGCUGCAAAUGGAACAUGACAUCAAAGAUCUGUUAGGUAUGAGUUGUGCUUAGCUGGGAUGCUUUAAGGGGACAUUUAGCUUUUCAUGUGAAGCUAUGCAUCAAACUUUUGGUCUUCCUUUGUUUUGCAAUCUGAAAAAUGAGGUAAGGGAGGGGGAGGGAUGGUGGUAUAUUUAAGGCAACAUAGAAGAUACUUUAUUUAAAUACAUGUCAGCUGUCUCUUUUUUAUGUUACACCACUAUUUCAAUUUUCAA